Molecule: messenger RNA, 2346 nt
Organism: Melospiza melodia melodia
Lineage: Eukaryota; Metazoa; Chordata; Aves; Passeriformes; Passerellidae
Gene: GRAMD1C
Product: GRAM domain containing 1C
Exons: 18
Coding region: 306-2213 (635 amino acids)
Biological process (GO): intracellular sterol transport
Cellular component (GO): endoplasmic reticulum-plasma membrane contact site; endoplasmic reticulum membrane; plasma membrane
Molecular function (GO): cholesterol transfer activity; cholesterol binding
Source: RefSeq, a predicted model, not a curated record
GCGAGUGCGGGUGUUGGCGUGGAAAAGCCCCGCGGGGGCCGCUCUGCUCUCAGCCCACGCUGCCCGGAGUGUCUCUGCCUUUGCCUCGCUCCGCUGUCCCCUCCGCAGCCUGUCCCCAGCCCGGGCCGCGGCCCCGGCAGCGCUGGGCGGGGUGGCCCAACACGGUCUCGGUUCUGAGCUGGUUUGGAGUUGAAACCCGGCGUUACCUCAGCCCGGCGGAUCCGGAAGUUCAUGAAGUGGAUCAUGGUCUUAUUAACCAGCUACUUGCUGAUUCAGAGGAGACUCUUAAUUCAUGCACAGAGAAAAUGCAGGGUCCUGCUCAGUAUAGCUGGAGUGCUGACUGGAGCUUUUGGCUCUCAAGUUCCACUUACAAAUAUAGGAGUGAGGAAUUCAAGAGACAGUUUUCUCAUCUGCCAGACUCAGAGAAACUCAUAGUAGAUUACGCCUGUGCGCUCCAGAAGGACAUCCUGCUGCAAGGACGCCUGUACCUCUCUGAAAACUGGCUCUGCUUCCACAGCAACAUUUUCCGAUGGGAGACCACAAUUUCUAUUGCUUUGAAGGAUAUAACUUUCAUGACAAAGGAGAAGACUGCUCGUCUCAUUCCAAAUGCCAUACAAAUAGCAACAAAAGGAGAGAAGUUUUUCUUCACAUCAUUCAGUGCAAGAGACAGAAGCUACCUCAGUAUCUUCCGUUUGUGGCAGAAUGUGUUGCUGGAUAAGAGGCUGACCAAGCAGGAAUUCUGGCAGCUGGUGCACCAGAGCUAUGGCUCUGAGCUGGGCCUGAACAGCGAGGAGAUGGAGAGCUUCCACUCAUCGUCAGAGGACAACGGGCAGUCUCGAUCCAGCAUUUGUGAUGAUUCUGGAGAAAGGGAUGAAAAACUACCCAAAAUGAUUGGUUUAGUUCAUGAGCCCACACUUCAAACAGAAGGAGAGUCACUCAACAGACACAUGUUGCCAGGAGUGGAGGAGUCCUCAAGUGAGAAGCAAAUAAAGAGUCCUCUUCCAUCUUCAGAAAGAAAACCUGCUAAGCUAGUCAGAAGCAGGUCUUUAGAAAAGUCUUUGGACCUUAACGAGAAUGAAAAUCUUCCAGAGAAGAGCAGUGCUUCAGAUAGUGAAGAAGCAGUGAAGGAGACUGUCUCUGACAAUGAUCUCUAUGGGAGACUUUUUAUAAACAGAGUUUUCCACAUCACUGCAGACAAGAUGUUUGAAAUCCUUUUCACCAAUUCUCACUUCAUGCAGAGGUUUCUUAAUUCCAGGAGUAUAGUAGAUGCUGUAUCAACCCCUUGGAAUAGAGACUCCAAUGGCAAUCAGUUGAGGACUUUGACAUACACUGUAACGAUUAACAAUCCCCUCUGUGGGAAGUUCACCACUGCAACGGAGAAGCAGAUCCUGCAUAAGCAGAGCCAGAAAGGUCAGUCUUACCAGGUAGAUGCUGAGGUCCUGACCCACGACGUCCCCUACCAUGAUUAUUUCUACACUGUGAACAGAUACUGCAUCAGCCGCACGUCCAGUCACAAGUGCCGGUUACGGGUUUCUGCAGAAGUGAAGUACAAAAAACAGCCUUGGGGCCUUGUCAAGUCUGUAAUUGAGAAGAAUACCUGGGGAGGAAUACAGGAAAACUUCAAACAACUUGAAUCAGAUCUCCUAAUGGAGGAAUAUGCAAUUAACCAAUCCAUAGAAGAUUCUGGGAAAUUACUUGCUCUGAGACGAAGGCGACGCACUUUACACCGGGGUUUGGCAGAAUCACUUCCCAAACGCUCUUCCCAGCAUUCCUCUGGUGACCUGGGAGUAGAGUCCCAGGGCAGCUUAAUAGGAAGGAAAAGAGAUGCAGUAAGUAGGACCACCACCAUCAUUGUAGUAAUGAGUGUCUUUUUGCUGCUCUUGGUUUUGCUGAAUAUAACACUGUUCCUCAAACUCUCAAAGAUAGAGCAUGCAGCUCAGUCCCUUUAUCAUGUCCAGCUUCAGGAGGAAAGCUCUUUGAACAUAUCCCCAGAAAUUGUAUCAAAAGAGGAGAUGCCUCAGUAUGAUAAGGAACAGGUUAAACAUGUGAAGGGAGUUUUAAGAGACUCAAUUGAAAUGCUUGAGCAGGAGACUGACUUAAGUAAUUGGUGGCGGGGGUGGAUUGUGUCUCCACAGCUGAAGAUUUCCCUUUCCAUGCUCCAAAGAAGCUUUGACCACUUGAACAGGACACAGAGCAGCAAGACUGAGAGUUAAUAGCCACAUCAGCUUUUCAUUCAAGAUGCUGGAAGAACAGAUUUGUGUGUGAGGACUUGUGGGGUAGGGACUGUAACUGUCUCCUCUGGACUCUUUACUGUUGCACAGAAUAAAAGGUUUGUGGAAGAAGUAA